AUGUUUACAAUUAUAUACAGUAAAUAUACUUAUAAGAAAUCAAAUUACAAAUCUUCUAUUCAUUUAUGGCGCGAAAAUCUUAGUGUUGAUGUUAAUGCACUUAAUUUAUAUGGUGAAUCGGCACUAUCAACAGCUACAUAUUAUAAUCAAGUUCUUUGUGUUGAAUAUCUCUUGGCAAAUAAAGCCGAUCCAAAAUUACGUCUUCCGGCUGGACAUACAGCAAUUCAUAUUGCUUAUCGAUUAGGUAAUGUACCAAUUUUACAUAUGUUAUUAUCAAUAAGAAAAGAAGAAAAUAUUAAUAUUGAAGAACACCAACAACAAGAAGAUAAACAUAUUUAUGAAUGUUUAAAAAUGAAAGAUAAUUCAAAUUUAACACCUAUUCUUUGA
This is a messenger RNA of Rotaria sordida, 387 nucleotides long. NCBI's taxonomy places the organism in Eukaryota, Metazoa, Rotifera, Eurotatoria, Philodinida, Philodinidae. The record is from the annotation of a GenBank genome assembly.